Messenger RNA from Chenopodium quinoa (quinoa), 999 nucleotides. RefSeq lists its product as uncharacterized. The coding region runs from base 1 to 999 and encodes 332 amino acids. The record is from RefSeq and is a predicted model, not a curated record. Lineage: Eukaryota; Viridiplantae; Streptophyta; Magnoliopsida; Caryophyllales; Amaranthaceae. The transcript has 2 exons.
AUGGCUACCAUAAGGUGUUUGCUAGCUGUUGUUGCUGGGAACCAAUGGUCAUUGUUUCAAUUAGACAUAAACAAUGCUUUUUUACAUGGUUCACUUGAUGAAGAAGAGGGAGAUGAUAUAUGCAUUGCUGUUGUUUAUGUUGAUGACAUAAUCUUAACUGGGUCAAAUCAAGAUAUUUUGAUUGAUUUGAAGUCUCAUUUACAUGACACAUUCAGUAUAACGGAUUUGGGAGAACUGAGCUACUUCCUGGGAAUUGAGGUUUCAAGAUUGUCUACUGGCAUCAUUCUGAGUCAGAGAAAAUUCACUAGAGAGUUGCUGGAGAUAUGUGAAAUGGAUGUUUCAAGAUCAACAAAGACCUCUCUUCCUAUUAGUGUGAAACUUUCAGCAACUGAAGGAGAUUUGUACCAGGAUCCAGAACACUAUAGAAGUCUAGUUGGUAAACUGAAUUUUCUCUCACACACUAGGCCUGAUAUAUCUUUUGCAGUCCAGACUCUCAGCCAGUUCAUGCAAUGUCCAAGGUUGGCACAUGUUAAGGCUUUGCAGCAUCUUUUGAGGUAUGUGGCUGGAACAAUUGGUCAAGGCUUAUUUUUACAGGCUGCUAAACAAGUCACUCUUCAAGCUUAUUCAAACUCAGAUUGGGGAGCUUGUAUAGACAGUAGAAGGUCUAUUACUGGUUAUCUGAUGAUGCUUGGAAACAGUCUCAUUUCAUGGAAAUCUAAGAAACAAUCAAUUGUUUCUAAAUCCUCAACUGAAGCUGAGUACAGGGCAAUCGCUGCUGCAGCCUCGGAAAUUGUUUGGCUUGUGAGAUUGUUUAUUGAUCUGGGAGUUACUAAUCUCACACCGGUCAAUUUGAAUUGUGAUUAUCAGUCAGCAAUUCAUUUGGCUAAGAAUCCUGUUAUGCAUGAAAGGACAAAGCAUAUUGAAAUUGAUUGCCAUUUUACCAGAGACAAGGUGUUGGAAGGAUUGAUUGAGUUGUCUUAUGUUCCUUCUGAUGGUUAG